AUGUCACAACCGGGAUCCGACGAGGAAGGGAAGAGAAAGCGGGACAAAGUGGGAGAGUUCCUAAAGAAGAAUUACAACAAAGGCGAACUCGCCUUAAAGCAUGCCGUCGGCUUGGGCCAGACCCCCAAUGUCGUCCCAGUCACACAGCCCGUCAUCAAUGGCCCCUCACGUGUCGUCGAGGUCGGUUGGCAUCCCGUCGGAGGCCUCGCCGGCAAGUGGUUCGCCGAAGAAACGGGUCUGGGGAAGAUGAUCACAGAAAAGAUCAACAAGUAUCCCGAUCCCACUCAGCACUGGGCUGUCCUGGUCGGCGACUACGCCCACCAGCUGUGGAUGGAUGAGAGCUUUCAUGUCAUCUACACCAAUGAGCGAUAUAAGCGCGAAGAAUGGCGCACCUUCACCGUUGGCGAGACAACUUUCAACGACGACGCCAUCCGUCGCGCAGGCGAAUACGUCAUUCAGAGUAUCAGGUCACGGCAGCCCGCCUACAACCUCAUCACCAACAACUGCCAAACCUACGUCCUGGAGCUCCUCGACGCCGUCAAAGUCGACGGCCACAAGGAUUUUGGCACCACGCUCGCCGUGUAUGAGAGACUCUUUAGCUCCGGCAAGGUCAUCGACCUCUUCUCAGACGAGCAGAAGCAGGAGCAGCAGAACCAGCUACCGAUGCUCGAGGCCCCACCACAAAGCUACGCUCUGCCGCCGUCACCUGCAUCACCGCCCCCUGGCGGACCGCCAAUGUCGUAUACAUUCCCGCCACCACCCGGACAGAACCCGUAUCCGCCGCAGUAUCAGUACGGACUGCCUCCGCUACCGCCGCCCCCGGGUCCACCGCCCCCCGGUCCGCCGCCUCCGGGUCAUCCGGGCCCUCCACCACCGCCGCCACCACCACGUCCACCAGCGGGCCCACCGCCGGGUCCUCACCCUGGAACUGUCUCGCAUGCUCAACAGGUCAUGAACGACAACACGACGCAGCUCAAUACCCAAGAAGAGGCCAGCAAGUCGAGGGGUCUCAAGAAGGAGAGAGACAAGGACAAGGAGCCAAAGAAGAGUUUCUUCUCUCGGUUUACCCGGAAAUGA
Molecule: messenger RNA, 1077 nt
Organism: Colletotrichum costaricense
Lineage: Eukaryota; Fungi; Ascomycota; Sordariomycetes; Glomerellales; Glomerellaceae
Exons: 3
Coding region: 1-1077 (358 amino acids)
Source: RefSeq, a predicted model, not a curated record